Messenger RNA from Aspergillus ibericus CBS 121593, 961 nucleotides. RefSeq names its product putative C2H2 finger domain protein. The record is from RefSeq and is a predicted model, not a curated record. The transcript has 3 exons. Lineage: Eukaryota; Fungi; Ascomycota; Eurotiomycetes; Eurotiales; Aspergillaceae. Gene Ontology annotation, molecular function: nucleic acid binding; zinc ion binding. Bases 150 to 485 code for a protein of 111 amino acids.
CACAAAGGCGGAAUUUUUGAGAUAAGCGACCCGCUCUUGCACCGCCUAAAGUCUUAGUUUCAUUCCGUAUAUCGGUGGUAAUUCACUUUGCGACGCUCACUGGCAAUACCAUCAGGCAGUUUUUUUGGGCCGCCGUCGUCAAUAUCAAAAUGGGUGCUGUUAGGAAAAUCAAGACCAAGCGCAGGACCAGAGAUUAUGAUCAGGUCCGCGCUGAUAUCCAAUCCUCCAAGCACCUUUCGCAAUACAAAGCUACCAAAGAUGAGGAGGAUCUGCCAGGUCUAGGCAAGCACUAUUGCGUCGAAUGCUCGAAAUGGUUUGAAAGCGAAUUCAACCUGGUCGGCCACAGGAAGGGCAAGAACCACAAGAGAAGACUUCGCAUCCUGCGCGAAGAAGCUCAUACACAAAAGGCCGCUGAGGCUGCUAUCGGCUUGGGUACAGACAAUGGCGUGAGGUCGCGUGAGACCGUGGUCGAAAUGGAAGAUUAGAUCCCAUCGUUGAGGUCAAAUCGGCCUUUACAGUGCUCGUCCGACUGUCAAUGCGAAGCAGGAUAGCCCCCAAAUCGUCUGUGAGAGCUCUCCUGGCAGGGUAUCUUAUCAAGGGGCUCGACAAAAUUUUCGCGCAUCUACGCCUAUUUGCCGUCGUUGUUUCACGGACGAUAUUACUGGCUGCGCGCGGACGAAAAGUCACCCAAUCAGCGAAGGGCCAAAAUCGCAGGAUAACACGUGAAACCACAUGUUCCGAAAACCGCCAGUGGGGGUGUGAGAUUCCGGAGUACGCCGGUUCCGUUCUGCGGUAACACGAUCAAAACUGCCGUUUCUCGGAGCAUCGUAUAGCUGGGUCCCACUUCAUCGGACACGGCCCCUUUAGAGCGAAAUUAAUUUACAAGCUGCAGUAAUACAGCACUUUCAUCGAGAUGCGUAUAUUCUGGCGGAAUGCUCCGUACUCCGUAGAUGCUCUAGAU